Molecule: messenger RNA, 1041 nt
Organism: Macrosiphum euphorbiae (potato aphid)
Lineage: Eukaryota; Metazoa; Arthropoda; Insecta; Hemiptera; Aphididae
Source: the annotation of a GenBank genome assembly
AUGAGCGACUCACAAAAAUUCCUCGUCAAGACAGAGAGAAGUGGCAAUGUCUACGUUCACGUCCAGGGAGAUCUUACCCAGCAGGACAAGAGAGCAAUAUUUCUCACUGUUCAUGACCUGGGAUGCAAUCACAUAUCGUUUGAGAACUUCGUCAACCAGCCAUGUAUGAGUGAAAUUAAAGACCGAUCAAUAUUUAUUCAUAUUGACGUGCCUGGCCACGAGGAUAACGCUGAUACUCUACCCGACUCUUUUCAGUUUCCAUCAUUGCAAGUGCUAGGAGAAGAUUUAGUGGCUGUUUUGGAUACUUUGCACAUUCGUUAUGUUAUUGGAUUAGGAGAAGGAGCUGGUGCCAAUGCAGUAGCAAGGUUUGGUUUGGCACAUCCUUCACGAGUUUUGGGAUUGAUACUCAUUAAUUGUACUGGAUCGGCUACAUCGGUGAAGGAAAAUUUCAAAUCAAAAUUUGUAAAUUGGAAAGGGAAAUCAACUGUGAGCCAAUCAGCGAUGGAUUAUUUAAUUUUCCACAAAUUUGGACAUCAACUUAUGAAUGAAACAAACCCGGACAAAGAGUUGGUCAUCAAUGAGUUUGUAAAACGUCUUCAAGGCACUAUAAACUCAAAAAAUCUCAAACAAUACGUAAACGCAUUUCUUACCCGAAAGGAUCUUAUGCUUAAAGACUACAAACAAGACAUAUUAUUGGUAACUGGCGUUUUGGGCUCUUACGCUAAUGUUGUCGAGAAGUUACAUCGCGAUUUGAACAAACAUAAGGCUACAUUAUUGAAAAUUGAAAGAGCUGGAGAUGUUUUAGCAGAAGCACCGGCAAAAAUGGCACAAAGCAUCCUGUUAUUCUGCAAGGGCCAAGGUCUACUCACAUCGGUCACGUUGCCAGGUAUCGAGAGACAGCGCACAUUCUCGGGCAGUUCAUCGGAUGGCGAGCGUCCGAGGCGCAGUUUGUCACGCGGCAUGAGCAUGGAAGACUACGAUCGACCAAACAUUCGGCGACUAUCCAUAUCCGUCAACGAAAACCUCCCGUCUCCCAAAUAA